CUCCCAAGAAUCACCCACUUCCAUUCACUCUUCUCCUUCCUUCCAUAUUCAUCUUCAUCAUUCACCCUUCUCAUAAUUGCAGGUUUAAGAAAUGGGUGCUUCAGGAAAAUGGAUGAAAUCCCUCAUACUCAAAAAAUCAGACAAACUUGAUCAGGAUAAAGUGGGGAGGAGCGGUAAGAAAUGGAAGUUGUGGAGGAGUUCAUCAGGGGAGAUGGGUUUGGGUUGGAAGGGUUUCAAGGGAAGCCACAGAGGAGCAACAUCUGCAUCUGAUGGCUCGGAUUCGUCAUCUGUUGUCGAUUCCGAUGCUUUCUCGGCUGCUGUUGCCACCGUUGUUAGGGUUCAACCCAAAGACUUCAAGGCCGUCAGACAAGAGUGGUCUGCAAUUCGCAUCCAAACCGCUUUUCGUGGUUUUCUGGCAAGAAGAGCAUUAAGAGCUUUGAAAGGAGUGGUAAGGCUUCAAGCUUUAGUCCGCGGACGGCAGGUCCGGAAACAGGCUGCUGUGACCUUAAGGUGCAUGCAGGCUCUGGUUCGUGUUCAAGCCCGAGUCAGGGCUCGUCGUGUUCGAAUGUCCAUUGAAGGCCAGGCGGUCCAGAACAUGCUCAACGAACGCCGCUCCCAAGCCGAGCUCUUGAAAGAGGCAGAGGAAGGAUGGUGUGAUCGUCGAGGAACUUUACAAGAGGUUAAAGCCAAGAUACAAAUGAGGCAAGAGGGUGCCUUUAGGCGCGAACGGGCACUAGCAUAUGGUCUUGCUCAAAAGCAAUGGAAAUCAAACCAAGGGCUGGAUUCAAGAACAAAUGCUUCAUUAACAUCUCUUAAGAGCCAACAGUUCGACAAGAAUAGUUGGGGCUGGAGUUGGCUUGAGCGUUGGAUGUCGGCUAAGCCAUGGGAGAAUCGCCUGAUGGAGCAAGGCCAGAACGAUCCUUUGGAAACAACUCCGCCAUCCAAAGUUUGUGCGGACAACCAUAAAUUAACAAACUCGAAAUCAUCAGAACCCGAGAUGGUUAAAGUGAGACGAAACAAUGUGACCACCAGAAUAUCGGCAAAACCGCCUCAAAUCUCUGGCCAACGGACUCGUUUAUCGUCCAGCCCAAGUUCAGAGUUCCGAUUCGAAGGAAGCUCGGGCUCAUCAUCUCUAUGCACAUCGACCACAACUCCAAUCUCGGUGGACCGAACCGAAGAGACUACUAACAUUAACAACGGCAAUAAACCAAGCUAUAUGAGCUUGACCCAAUCAACAAAGGCUAAACAGAGAAACCCGUCUCCCAGAAUCUACCGGCAGUCGAUGGACGAUUUCCAUUUUCUUAAAAACUCGGGGGUUUUAUGCAACAUUGAUUCGAACAGCAGCAACUGUUCUGAUCCUUCUUCUGUUAAUUUGUCGGUUUCUCGACCACUGGCUACCCGAGUCGAGAAAAGCUCGAGGAAUCGAAGCUGCUAUGCUUGAGAUGGUAUGCAGAAUUGGGUUUUGAAUUUGUUGGUAAGUUCAACAGCUUGUUGUUCUGUAAUGGUGUAAAAUAGUAAGGUGUGUUUGUAAUUGGAGUUCUUGAUGCUUUUGAGUCUUUCAUUCGUUUGUCUAAAUGAAAAAACAACUGAAAUUUGCAG
Molecule: messenger RNA, 1599 nt
Organism: Cynara cardunculus var. scolymus (artichoke)
Lineage: Eukaryota; Viridiplantae; Streptophyta; Magnoliopsida; Asterales; Asteraceae
Product: protein IQ-DOMAIN 1
Exons: 5
Coding region: 92-1441 (449 amino acids)
Molecular function (GO): protein binding
Source: RefSeq, a predicted model, not a curated record